ACUGUCAUAUAUAUUUAAUCUCGUGUCUUAUUACUCCCACCAUCCCUGAAAAGUAUUAACAUUUGGAGGCAGUUCAAUCAUGUCAUUUCAUGGUUAAAAAACAGCCUACUUUCAAAUGAUAUAGAGAGAGUUUACAAGUUGGAGAGAGAUAGAGAAAGAAGCUUGUUGAACUGAACUUUGUCUUGAUGCACUCAUGUGAUCUCCUUUUAUCAGCAUAUGAUGACUAUUUGCAACAGAUGAAAACGAACUUCCCUCAACAGCAGCAGCAGCAGCAGGAGGUGGCACGUCGAUUCGUUCUUCUCGAAUAUUCUUUUCCAGGAUAUGCAAAUGAGUGACACAUUCAUUACUAAUCACAUCUUAUAGAGGUGUCUUUUUCAGAUGAAAUGCAGUAAGGGGAUAAAAAAAGAUGCUUUUUUAAGUUAAGAGUAUCAAUGAUAUAAACAAGUGGGCUCUAGUUAGUGACUGAUAUCAUCUUUAUGUUUUCCCCAUUUUCAUGCUUUUCACAAAACACCAUCUUAGUCUUCUCUCUCUAUCUCUCACACGCACGGUGAGACGACAAAGCCACCAUGGCCCGGCACCAAUCAGCCCUUUUUCCGGUAUGUGACAUUAUAGGCCCUCCAAAGAACCUCUUCUACUACCUUUGUAGUGUCGGAGAGAAGUCAUGCGCGUGAUCCUGUUGUUCUAUGGCUAAAUGGAGGACCAGAUUGCUCGAGCUUUGAUGGCUUUGUCUAUGAACUUUGUACGAACUUGUCUAAACUUCACACCCUAUAUAGAUUGCUACUUGCUAGAACUAACGACGAUCGAAUAUUGGUUAAUUACAUUAACUUCUGCUAUACUUUUGACUUCCUACUUCUGGUUGAUAAGUCUUGCUGAUAAAAAAACAAAGAAAAAGGAACAGAAAGAGAAGUAAGAAAAGCUCUUUCGCUAUAUAUUGUGGAAGAAUAAUAGAUAUCUUAUGUAACAUCGAAUGAUUUCUGUUAGUCAUGUUGCUACAGAAAUCAUGAUCAGCUGAACUUUUCAUGAACAAGGCCUUUCAACGUUGAAGCAUCAAAAUCGGGAGGCUUGCCUGUUUUGCAUCUCAAUCCGAAUAGCUGGUCUAAGGUUGAGAUUUUAUGUGAAAAAUCGAGUCUUUUCCCCUGAAUUUCGAGUUAGAAAUUAGGCAGGAAUACUAACAUGGAUAGCGGUUGUGUGGACUAAGGUUGCUAGUGUAGCCUAUUUGGACUCACCGGUUGGUGUUGGAUUCUCGUAUAUGUAAACAGAGGGCUUGGGGUGACGGAGAGGCCUCAUGCUGUGAGAAAGAGGAUUUUCGGACGUGCUUGGCCUUUUCGUGCACCAGUUGCAGAUGGAGUCAUCCCUCUGUGGCCUCGAGUUUUCAUUGUGUUGUGUGUGAAAAAGAGUAUGCUAAUAACUUCACUUUCCUCACUGUCAAGGUAGAUGGAAAAAUUAUUUUAGCAUUUUUUUCUUGGAUCAAAGGCAAAAUUAUUAAAUGAUUUGCUUAGAAACAAAUUCAGUGGUAAAAACUGAUCAAAGUUGGAUAUAAAAAUGAGCCUCUUCAACUAAACCAUACCUUUCCAACCAAAGAGUUUAGGUUUUUCUAAUUGAUCAAUCAAAGUGACCAACUCCAUCUCAUCAGCUCCACUCUCUCAUUUCCUUCUAUAAUCUACACUAUAAAUACCAACAAACCAAUCUCACAUUCACAUCAAAUACAAAACAUCUCCACAAUAGUUCUUAAUUUUUCUUCCAAAUGUCUAACCAUUUUACUCUCACAUCCUUCCUUUGCUUUGUCCUACUUGCCACCCUGGUUACCUCAUCAAGAAUCCUUGACCAAGUAACCCCACCAUUCCCACUCCCAUCCGACCCGAUACCGCCGCCAGAGACGGUGGCUCCGGCCACAACCGCCCUCCCGAGCGGCCAAAUCCCGGCCACCAAUGUAGCACCACCCGAGGCUGCCCCGAUUGAAGAAGAACCCGUCGCCCCCGCCCCAUCCGACAUCCCUGAGGCCACCCCAACCGCCCCACUGGGUGGAGCGGCUAGCACUGAUCCCAAUGCUGCCGCGGGGGCUGCAGUUGUGGCCCCCGCGGGCGCAUUCUCCUUUUUCAUGCACGACAUCCUAGGCGGGUCCCACCCGUCCGGGAGGGCCGUGGCCGGCAUUGUCGCCAAUUCGGACGCCAACAACCUCCCGUUCUCGAAGCCGAGCAACCCGAUCUUCCCGAUCAACGGUGGGGUCCCGUUGAACACCAUCAACGGCGUGAUCAACAACAACAACUACCCGUUCCUGGUCGGCCUCAACGGCGCCCCCUCGAGCACCCUCGUCCAGAGCAACGGCAACAACGCCGUGGCCAGCACCGGCGGCAGCGGCCAGCAAGCCUUUGUGACGGCCGGGCAGCUGCCGCAGGGGCUGACCCUGAACCAGCUGACGUUCGGGUCGGUGACGGUCGUCGACAACGAGAUCACCGAGGGGCACGAGCUCGGGUCCGGGGUGCUCGGGCGGGUGCAGGGGAUAUACAUCACGAGCUCCUCCGACGGCAACAGCCACACGGUGGCGCUCACGGCCGCGUUCCACGGCCACGAGCACGAGGCCGUCGACGACACCAUCAGCUUCUUCGGAGUUCAUCGGACGGCGACGCCGCUGUCCCAUAUCGCCGUAGUCGGUGGGACCGGCAAAUUCGAGAAUGCAAAAGGGUAUGCGACCAUUGAAACGAUGCCACAUGUUGAUCAACACACCACUGAUGGGAUUGAAACCGUUACACAUUUCACGGUUUACAUUACUCCAUAG
Molecule: messenger RNA, 2776 nt
Organism: Salvia splendens (bonfire salvia)
Lineage: Eukaryota; Viridiplantae; Streptophyta; Magnoliopsida; Lamiales; Lamiaceae
Product: dirigent protein 24
Exons: 2
Coding region: 1745-2776 (343 amino acids)
Source: RefSeq, a predicted model, not a curated record